Molecule: messenger RNA, 1005 nt
Organism: Tilletiopsis washingtonensis
Lineage: Eukaryota; Fungi; Basidiomycota; Exobasidiomycetes; Entylomatales
Exons: 7
Coding region: 1-1005 (334 amino acids)
Cellular component (GO): membrane
Source: RefSeq, a predicted model, not a curated record
AUGGCGCGGCCCCGCGCGUUUCGCUCCUGGGCCGCCUGGCUCGGCCUGCCGCCGCACGGCGCGCCGUACGACCCGCAGAGCCGCUGGGUGACGAGCUACGUCUUGCCGCCGGCGUGGCUGGCCGGUGUGCGCCUGCUGCUGGGCCUGUAUGCCUUCGUCUCAAUCAUCAUCAACUACUCGUUCAACGGCUGGGAGCAGUUUGCGUACUUCACGGUGCUCUCCUACUGGGGCGUCGUGGCCUGGUUCGUGGCGUCGGGCCUGCACACGGCUGCGUACGCGCUCGCGCUGCGCCGCUGGAAGCAGCAAGCGGCCGGCCCAGCAAAGGCGUCGGCCGCUGCCGUGCCGCGCAGCUGGCUGGCCCAGCGCUUUCCGCGUCCGCUGCAGUUCCUUCACUCGCUGCUCUUCAGCACAAUCUGCACGUUUCCGCUGCUUGUGCUUGUCGUCUACUGGGCCGUACUGGCCGGCUCGGCAUUUGCGUCCGUGCGGUCGACGUGGCAGAACCUCACGGUGCAUGCGCUCAACUAUGUCUUUGUCUUCCUCGACUUUGCCGUGCUUGGACGCGGGCCGAUGAUGCCGUGGAGUCACAUGCUCUUCUGCGUGAUCAUCCUGGCCCUGUACCUCGGCGUCGCCUACAUCCACUAUGCCAAUGUCGGCAUAUACGUAUACGACUUUCUCGACCCCGGCGAGGUGGGCGGGCAGGGCCCGCUGGCCGGCGUGGCGAUCGGCAUUGGCGUCGGCACGUGCAUCGCCUUUCUGGCGGGGCAGGCGUGCCUCUGGCUGCGCGAGGUGCUGGCAGCCAAGCUGCAGCGCAGCGGCGCCUGGGGCAGCGCAAAGCCCGUGGGCGUGCCGGACGAGGCGCUGCUGCCGACGGACGUCGGACCGGGCCCGGAUGGAGAAGGCUCGCCGCGCCCGGUCGCGGGUGCGGCGCCCGACGCGGCACCCUCGGCGCACGACGCGGCAUGGACGCCGCCGCACGUGCCAGUCUCGGCCAGCACCUCUGCUUGA